Molecule: messenger RNA, 3273 nt
Organism: Erinaceus europaeus (western European hedgehog)
Lineage: Eukaryota; Metazoa; Chordata; Mammalia; Eulipotyphla; Erinaceidae
Gene: PSIP1
Product: PC4 and SRSF1 interacting protein 1
Exons: 16
Coding region: 271-1863 (530 amino acids)
Biological process (GO): regulation of transcription by RNA polymerase II
Cellular component (GO): nucleus
Molecular function (GO): double-stranded DNA binding; transcription coregulator activity
Source: RefSeq, a predicted model, not a curated record
CAGCGACGGCGGCGGCAGAGGCGGCGGCGGUGGCGGCGGUUGCGACUCGGAGCCGUUGAGACGCCUCUGCGGCAGCUGGUGGCGCAGGUGGCUUGCGUGGACUCGGGCACAGGCGACUGGCCUGUAACCGUAGCCUUAGAGCCCGAGGCCCCAGCAGGCGCGUUGGGACACCCCGAGGCAUCCUCGGCCCCCUCGCCCGCACCCCCCCUCGCCGCCCGCCGCGCCGCGCCGCCUCCCGGGGCCUCGGACCCCCGGCCUCGCCCCCGAAACAUGACUCGCGAUUUCAAACCCGGAGACCUCAUCUUCGCCAAGAUGAAAGGGUAUCCUCACUGGCCCGCCCGAGUAGAUGAAGUUCCUGAUGGAGCUGUAAAACCACCCACAAAUAAACUACCAAUUUUCUUUUUUGGAACUCAUGAGACUGCUUUUUUAGGCCCAAAGGACAUAUUUCCUUACUCUGAAAAUAAAGAAAAGUAUGGCAAACCAAAUAAACGAAAAGGCUUUAAUGAAGGUUUAUGGGAGAUAGAUAAUAACCCAAAAGUGAAAUUUUCAAGUCAGCAGGCAUCUACUAAACAGUCAAACACAUCAUCUGAUGUUGAAAUUGAAGAAAAAGAAACUAGUGUUUCAAAGGAAGAUACUGACCAUGAAGAAAAAGCCAGCAAUGAGGAUGUAACUAAGGCAAUUGACAUAGCCACUCCGAAAGCUGCCAGAAGAGGGAGAAAGAGAAAGGCAGAAAAGCAGGUAGAAACAGAGGAGUCAGGAGUAGUGACAACAGCAGCAGCCUCCGUUAAUCUAAAAGUGAGCCCUAAAAGAGGACGACCUGCAGCUACAGAAGUCAAGAUUCCAAAACCAAGAGGCAGACCCAAAAUGGUAAAACAGCCCUGUCCUUCAGAGAGUGACAUUGUAACUGAGGAAGACAAAAGUAAGAAAAAGGGGCAAGAGGAAAAACAACCUAAAAAGCAGCUAAAAAAGGAUGAAGAGGGUCAGAAGGAAGAAGAUAAACCAAGAAAAGAGCCAGAUAAAAAAGAGGGGAAGAAAGAAGUUGACUCAAAAAGGAAAAAUUUAGCUAAAACUGGAGUUACAACCACUUCUGAUUCUGAAGAAGAAGGAGAUGAUCAAGAAGGUGAAAAGAAGCGAAAAGGUGGAAGAAACUUUCAGACUUCUCAUAGACGGAAUAUGCUAAAAGGCCAACAUGAGAAAGAAGCAGCAGAUAGAAAACGCAAGCAAGAGGAGCAAAUGGAAACUGAGCAGCAGAAUAAAGAUGAAGGAAAGAAGCCAGAAGUUAAGAAAGUGGAGAAGAAGCGAGAAACAUCAAUGGAUUCUCGACUUCAAAGGAUACAUGCUGAAAUAAAAAAUUCACUCAAAAUUGAUAAUCUUGAUGUGAGCAGAUGUAUUGAAGCUUUGGAUGAACUUGCUUCACUCCAGGUCACAAUGCAACAAGCUCAGAAACACACAGAAAUGAUUACAACACUCAAAAAAAUACGUCGAUUCAAAGUUAGUCAGAUUAUCAUGGAGAAGUCUACCAUGUUAUAUAAUAAGUUUAAGAACAUGUUUUUGGUUGGUGAAGGAGAUUCUGUGAUCACACAAGUACUGAAUAAAUCUCUUGCUGAACAAAGACAACACGAAGAAGCGAAUAAAACCAAAGAUCAAGGGAAAAAAGGGCCAAACAAAAAGCUAGAAAAAGAACAAACAGGUUCAAAGACUCUAAAUGGAGGAUCUGAUACUCAAGACAGUAAUCAGUCACAACAUAAUGGGGAUAACAAUGAAGAAAGCAAAGAUACCCAUGAGGCCAGCAAUAAGAAAAAGUCAUCCAGUGAAGAGAGAGAAACUGAAAUAUCUCUGAAGGAUUCUACACUAGAUAACUAGGUUGACAUGCCUGGAAUAUAAAGAAACAUUUGAGAUAUUUGUAAUGAUUUUCAUUUGAAAUAUUUAGACUGCUGAAAGUUUAAAAUUUUUAUAAACAUAGGUUUUGAUGUUUGAACUUGUUUUGAGGGAGAAAAAUCCCUUUAUCUUUGUUUAAAAAAAUAACAUUAUUGCUAAUUGUACUUGUGCAGUAUUAACAGCUACAUUAUAACAGUGAGUGUGGUGAAAACCCAUUUAAGAAAUGGUAAACAGCGUUUUCAGACAUUGGUUGUAGUAUAUUUUCAAUUAGUGUGUGUAUGUUAAUGUGUAAUUGAUAGGUUACAUUUUAAAAAUUACUUGUAUACACCUUCCCCUCUUUUCCCAGAUAUGUGGGUUUUGUGAAUAGUUUUUACAGAUCUUGGGUUUAUCAGACUGUCUUUUCACUGUGGGUUUUGUAGAAGUUAUGCAUUUUUAAUAGUAGAGAAAAUGUUACUUCUAUAUAAGUACUCACUCCCUCCUUUUAUCAAAAAUUUAAUUUUAAUCUGUCUACAUUGUGCUAAAUUAUCCUGCUGCUUUGUAAUAAUGUGUGGUUUGUAUGCCUCUUUGUAUAACAACUAGAUCACCAACUGACAUUGAACUGACAACUCUGAGGUACAAGACUUGUAACAUAUGGAAAUGAUUUGAGUUUUAUGGCAGGAAUUCAGUUAAGUUACAUGACUUGUGAAAAGGGAUGAGAAUAGAGAAAUCUGAUUUUUGGGUUCAACCUGACUAUGAUCAUAGGCACUAAUAGCUAAAAUUGAAACUAAAAGAUAAAAUUUUAUUUUUGAGAAAUGUCUUUAUUUCUGAAAUUUUAAGAAGUUGCUCAUUAAGGAAAUCACUAAGUCAUAUUUUUUUAAUUGGAAAAAGUCCAUAAUGCUUAUCACAGUAAGUGUAGGUAAAUACUAUAUAAGGAAACUUAUAACCUAUGACAAAAUUACAAAAUGUGGAAACAACUGCUUUGAGGCAAUAGACAAAGGAGUACUUUGAUAGUCUAUAUAUUCUUUAUAAGAAAGGAAUAAAUCAGGGUGAACACAAACACAAUUCAAAGGUAACAUUUCUGAACUUCGAAUAUUAGGUCAGUUGGUGGUUUUCAUAAGAGAUAACUUAUGUUUUGAAACUGAAUAUGAGGAAAUGGUUUAAUAUCUGUUUGCAUGUAAGACACAUUGUACACCUUGUCUUCAUCUACAGCUGACAUUUCAAUAAUUGUAUUUUUGCUUUUAAGAGGUCUUACCAUGAAAACCAGGAUCCACUGAAUUGAGGGACUGUUACUAUUAUAUAAAAAAUGUCAGUAUCUGUUUGGUCGAUACUAUAAUUUAAAUUUGGACAAAUUUAUUCUAGUUAAGCCAUAAGUAUCAACAUGUAAACUUGUUUUGAUUAAAGAUUUUUUUCUAUCAA